Molecule: messenger RNA, 1101 nt
Organism: Trichoplax adhaerens
Lineage: Eukaryota; Metazoa; Placozoa; Uniplacotomia; Trichoplacea; Trichoplacidae
Exons: 2
Coding region: 1-1101 (366 amino acids)
Source: RefSeq, a predicted model, not a curated record
AUGAGUGCUAUUAAGCAUGCCAUUGCAUCCAAAUUUAACGAUGGCUAUAUGGAAUUCAUGGAUAAGACAUGGUAUAGUAAGGCUAUUCACUUUAAACUGGAUUAUCAUUCACCUGCUUAUGUGAAUGAGAAUCUAACCGUUAAAUCAUGGUCGGAUGCUUCGAAUAAUCGAAUUAAUUGUCAGAUAAUGCGAGAUAACGAUUGUUUAAGUACAUUUUCAAUAAGCUUUAAUCCUGAUCUAAAAUACACUCCAGGCAUAUUGCCGUUAUCAUUAGAUGUAAUCCAUAAGGACAUAUUUGGCAUCAUUUUUAACGGAGAAAAUUUUUUAUCCAUUCGUAAUCGAUUUAAUCAACCUGAUAUCAGCAAGUUUACAAAUGCUGCGGCUGAAGCUUUUACUACUUCAUUGAUAUAUGGUGUAUGGAAUGUUUCUAAAUUUUUUUCUCGCUCUAAAGGCGCUAUGCUAUUAAUCACAAGUAAAUUUGAUAUAGAUCCCAUGUUUUACACUAUGCAACCUGAUGCACCUACAAAGCUAAAAUUAGGGUUAGAAUCCAUGGGCAAUAAGUCAUUCAUGUCUGCCUAUAGAAUUAUCGAUUAUCAAACUAAGACAGUUAUCAAUAAGUGCGAGAACAUCUCUGUUUUCGUGAAAGAUGGUAAACCCGAAGCAUUACCUGAACAAUUUAAAGAAGAACUGUUACAAAAGGUACCUGUCAAGGCAUUAACUGAAAAGCCUCAACCUCUAUUUGAAAGUAUACCUCAAAAUCAUUUUACGUAUCACACAAAAGUAAGAGCUAGUGAUCUUGAUUAUAAUAAUCAUGUCGGCUAUGGAGGUGUAGUUGGCUUUUGUCUGGACGCAGCCAGCAAUGCAGCUUCAUCGAAAAGCUCCGCUUAUCGAUUUGAUUUUGGUAAUGACUUUAAUCCAAGCUGCAUUCAUCAAAAAUUUCUGCUCCUUCGUGGCCAAUUACUUUUUGAUGACGAAAUCACAGUUGAUACAUGGCAAGGAUAUGAAAACAAUUCUCUCUAUUUUAAUGUCAGAAAAGAAAAUAAGGCAGUUUGCCAGCUCGAAUUUAUUAUAGAUGUCCAAUCAAUACAAAAAUGUAAUUAG